Psylliodes chrysocephalus is the source of this 1659-nucleotide messenger RNA. NCBI's taxonomy places the organism in Eukaryota, Metazoa, Arthropoda, Insecta, Coleoptera, Chrysomelidae. The record is from the annotation of a GenBank genome assembly.
AUGAUGGACAACUCGGGUAUGGACUCAGCAAGUGAUCAUAGUAGUCACGCGUCUUCAGGUUCACCGGCAGUAGCGAUCAAACAAUCGCCGUCACCUCCUAAUCAUCUAUCGCACCACAAUCACCACAGCCAAGUUCACAGCCCAAGACAAGCCAGUCCUUUAUGUCCUCCGAUGUCGAUGGCGCAUCCGUUAUCACCGCCACCGGUUUCCUCGGCAAGCCUGGCUCGCAGUAUGGCUUUGGGGCAUCUGCCGCCUCCCGGAUUGGGCUUACUGAACUCCCUUGGUGUGCUACACAACCCUCUGGAUCUGAUGGCUCAUCAUGGCCCUCCGCGUUCCUACAACAGUCCUCCACCAAUUUCCACGUCAGAUCCUACGGCAAACGAGUGCAAACUAGUUGAUUAUCGCGGACAAAAAGUGGCAGCUUUCAUCAUAGCAGGCGAUACUAUGUUAUGCCUGCCGCAGGCGUUCGAAUUGUUCUUGAAGCAUCUAGUGGGUGGUUUGCAUACGGUUUAUACCAAGCUGAAAAGGUUGGACAUCGUACCGUUGGUUUGUAACGUUGAACAAGUUCGUAUAUUGAGAGGGUUGGGUGCUAUCCAGCCAGGUGUCAACAGAUGUAAGCUGCUGUCUUGCAAAGAUUUCGAUACUUUGUAUAGAGAUUGUACUACGGCCAGUUCCAGGCCUGGUCGUCCCCCCAAGAGAGCGCCAGUGGGACUCAGUUUGGCCGCCACUCAUCUACAACAUCAACAACAACUCAAAAAACAACGCAUGGACAAUGGAGACUACCCUUAUGAAAACGGACACAUGGGUGAUAUGUCGAGAUUAGAAAAAUCGCCGCUAUUAGCCAACGGUUACAAUCACCCACCGCACUUAAGUCACAUGCAAUUUAUGCAAUUACCGCACCCGGCCGCCGCACAUUCGGCCCUUCUGUCACCCGCCAUGCCGCACAAUUUGGCCAGGCCCGAUGGGUCGGUCAUCAAGAACCAAGGGAUGCCUACCAUGGAAGCCAUUGCGAGGUCUGGCAUUUGGGAAAACUGCAGGGCGGCAUACGAAGACAUUGUAAAACAUUUAGAAAGGUUACGAGAAGAACGGAUCGAUCCCGACAAACCUUUACCGUUAGAUCAGAAACCAAGAGAUCUCAGCAGUCCCCGAAAUUUGUCGCCAACAGAACACAGUCCAGUUCUAAAUUUAUCAAAAAGCGGGGGUGGCAGUGCCGGUUCCCUGGGGGAUAACGACCAUUCUGGUAGCGAAGCGGACGGGCCCGAUGUACCCCCCUCGCCCAGAUCCCCCCGGUCAGCAGUCGAAGAGGAAGACGACGACAAUAUAUCAGAACCGGAAGACGAUGACGAUAAGGAUCAAGAUAUGGAUGACGGAGACCUACCUCUUCCUGUAGCUCCAGGAAGCGAUUCGCAGCACACAGCCCUUAAUUACUCAACCCUGGCUAGCGCAGUCGCACAAGCCAACGGCCCCACCAACGAUCCCAGUAUCUCGUCAACGGAGACCCUCCUCAGGAACAUCCAAGGCCUCCUGAAGGUCGCCGCGGACAAUGCCCGCCAGCAGGAGAGACAGAUCCAUUACGAAAAAGGUACAAAUAGCAACAUGGUGUAUCUUUUGUCCUUAGCCCAAUAUUAUAUGUACUUGGCGGCCACGCAGAAAUGUUGA